AUGCUGCUGCAACCCCAGUGGGCCAAGGAGGAGGCCAGGCAGCAGAAACCACAGCCACCACAGCAGCAGCAUACGCCCCAGCAGCAGCUGCAACCCCAACAGCAGCAGCCGCAGCAGCAGCAACCCCCGCAGCCCCAGCGGCCGACCGCCCGCGCCGCCCCGGCCAGGCUCCCAAGCGGCCAGUCGCCUGCCCCCACCUUGACUCCAGCUGCAGCGCCGGGCUGGGAUGAGGUACCGCCCCACAUGCAUUCCCUGGAGCGCUGCUGCGCGGCGCACCAGCGCGCUGAUCACAGCCCAAGCAGCAGCAGCGGCUCCCCCUUGGAAGCCGAGCUGUUCGCUCUCGACCCGGCCGCCGCGGCCGCCCUGCUCCUGCACUGGGCGCCGCAGUCGCGGCCCUUUCAGGCCGAGCAGCUGGCGCGCGCACGGCCGCUCGUAGCCGCGCUGCUGCCGGCGCUGCGGCGGGGCGCCGUCGAGUUUGGCAGGCAGCAGCUCGCGGACGUCGCGUGGGGGCUGUCGCAUUUCGAUGCCGUCCGUUUUUCUGCCCUCCACGGUGCUUCCGCGGCGGCCGUCGCCAGGUAUGGCCAACAUGUUGACGACCAGCAGCAGCAGCAGCAGCAGCAGCAGCAGCAGGAGGAGGAGCAGGUGCAGCAGCAGCAGCAGCACGGCGACCACUGGUCGGCCGAGUUUUGCGAAGCCAUGCAGGUGCCCUUCAGGGUGCUGCCCUGCGCGCUGCAGGACCUGCGGCUGCCCGACUUCCUGGAGGAGCUCGGGCCGGCGCUGAGGCGUGACGUCAUCUACCUAGACGGUGGCGCUCGCGCGGUCGAGGAGGCGCGGCUCACCGGAUGGCAGAGCGACAUCGGAGCAACAUUCAAGUACUCUGGGAAAGAGAUGGCCCCGCUGGCGGGUGGCCUGACGCCGCACGUGGCGGCGGUGCGGGACCGGCUGCUGUUGCUGACAGGGCAGCACUACGACAGCGUGUUGGUCAACCUGUAUGAGGACGGGAAGUGCGGCAUGAGGUACCACGUGGACCCGCUGUACGACGCCUGGACCCCCAACACCGCCGUGGUCAGCCUGGGCGCCACGCGCCAGUUUGUGUUCCGGGACGCGGCCGACCACGCCUGCAGGUGGAGCUACCCAGUGUCGAACGGCGACGUGGUGGAGAUGUUUGGGGACUGCCAGGAGCGGCUGCAGCACUGCAUUAAAGUGGAGCGGCGCGCGAGGGACGCCGGCCCGCGGAUAUCGCUCGUAUUCAAGCAGCGCAUACGGCACGCAGACGGCAGCUAUGCGGGCAUGUAA
Monoraphidium neglectum is the source of this 1296-nucleotide messenger RNA. Its product is annotated as DNA repair system specific for alkylated DNA. Gene Ontology annotation, biological process: DNA alkylation repair; DNA repair. Gene Ontology annotation, cellular component: nucleus. The record is from RefSeq and is a predicted model, not a curated record. The coding region runs from base 1 to 1296 and encodes 431 amino acids. The transcript has 5 exons. NCBI's taxonomy places the organism in Eukaryota, Viridiplantae, Chlorophyta, Chlorophyceae, Sphaeropleales, Selenastraceae. Gene Ontology annotation, molecular function: dioxygenase activity.